Molecule: messenger RNA, 1650 nt
Organism: Diachasmimorpha longicaudata
Lineage: Eukaryota; Metazoa; Arthropoda; Insecta; Hymenoptera; Braconidae
Gene: sinu
Exons: 2
Coding region: 243-908 (221 amino acids)
Biological process (GO): septate junction assembly; regulation of tube size, open tracheal system
Cellular component (GO): membrane; septate junction
Source: RefSeq, a predicted model, not a curated record
GUUAACGAAGUUUGUCGAGGUGGACAGUGUGUGUCGGUGGAACAGCGGCCAAGCCCACGAUUGACUCAGGUUGAUUUGAUUGUGUUGUCACAGUUUGACGCUGGGUGUGGUUGUAUCGAGACAUAAAAAUUUAUCGGAGAGAUAGAAAAUCCUCUGAACACUUCGGUGUCGAGAGAUUUUUGGCCCGGAGAUUUCCAACAUUUGAGAAUUAAAUUUUUUGGUUGUUAUCGAGUGAUUGGAGAAUGAAGAAACGAAGUUUCUCGGGAAGUGUGGCUGUUGGUGUGUUUGUGGUUGCGUUGGUGUGCGUUGUGGUGGCUUUUGCUACCCCAGCGUGGCUAGCUAGUGACUGGAGGAUCACCAGCACUAGACUCGAUAAAUUCGGACUCUGGACACACUGUUUCAAGUCCCUUCCGGAUCCAGCGGCUGCUGAUGCACCCACGAAGUUCUUCGUCGGGUGCAGGUGGAUCUACGAUCCCUUCACUGCUGGGUGGUCGGAGAUCAGGGGAUUUUUAAUACCUCCCUUCAUGGUCGUCACCCAGUUAUUCUUCACGAUCUGCUUCCUCCUGAUGGUGGUAGCAUUUGCCCUCGUCAUUCUCUUCACGACAUGCGUGGACCCGGAGCACAAACGGUUCGUCCAGAUGAUCUACUCCAUCGGUUAUAUACUGAUAGUUGCUGGAGUCAGUGGUGGAAUCGCUGUCAUUGUUUUUGCGUGUCUGGCGAAUGGGAAGGGAUGGAUGCCAGAUCAUGACAACAAUUACUUCUCCUGGUCAUUUGCCCUGGGAGUCGUUGGCAGUGCUCUCGCGGUAAUCGCAGGGGGACUCUUCCUCGUCGAGGCGACUGUUCAGAAGAAGAAACGUACAUACUUGAAGGAGUCCCAGACGCGGUUCCAACUGGAGUCCAAGUCAUAAGGGAAGUUUUAUUUAUUGAUGCAGUAAUGCAACUGCUAUUGCUGCACUGAGAGAAAAAAACCAACGAGUCACGCCCAGAUGAGAUGAUUAUUCUAAUGUUUUUAUCUCGAUUAGAAUAACUGUUGGUGGAUAAAAGAAUUGUUUGGCUUCAGAGGUCGACUGUUUUUCUCUCAGUGUAUGUCCUCGGAACUAGUUCACGUCCGUUCAAUUCCGUCCAUUUUUUUGUAGCACAUAAUGAGAACAAAAAAUCAAGUGCCUUGUGACUGAUUCGGGAAUCAAUUGGCGAAAUAUAAUUUAUGAAGUUCAAGUUUUUGUUAAUUUUAACGUGGGGAAAAAAUGAUUGAAAAUUGACAGUCGCAUAAUCCACUGAUUAAUAACAAACCCCUGCCUUUCACAGCCAAAACGACAGAGGAGAAUAGAAAAGGGUAUUUUUAGCUUAAACUGGGUUCAACUCAAAGAAAUUGAUCACUGUUACUUUGUCUGUCCUUAAGUACAAAAUAAUAAAGAAGGAAAAAAUGAUCUAGAGCUUUACCUCCAGAAUUGCACUCACACCAGAGAUUUAUUUCAAUAAAUGCAACUGCAACUUAUGUAUGUUGACUUGAAUCUCCUCCACAAGUAUUCUAGUUUAUUUUAUAAGAUUUUUACAAUAAGACUAUUUACUGAUAUAAUGUACAUAUCGAGAAGAUAUCACUGUAUCAUUUUUACUUUGGAAUAAAUAGUUUAACAAAUGUUUUAUGUUUAA